Messenger RNA from Colletotrichum truncatum, 1281 nucleotides. RefSeq names its product arginine n-methyltransferase 2. Gene Ontology annotation, cellular component: cytoplasm; nucleus. Gene Ontology annotation, molecular function: protein arginine N5-methyltransferase activity. NCBI's taxonomy places the organism in Eukaryota, Fungi, Ascomycota, Sordariomycetes, Glomerellales, Glomerellaceae. Gene Ontology annotation, biological process: peptidyl-arginine methylation. The record is from RefSeq and is a predicted model, not a curated record.
AUGGCUAUUGACGAUUCGAUGCAAGCCCGUAUUACGGCCGACUGUCCCGACUCAAUCAGAGAGAUUCUUCUCCACGCCUGGAGUCAUGACAUAUCUGAGCUGAAGAAACUUCUCGACGCCCCUGGCAAGGCAAGCAUCCAAGAUCCCACGACCGGCGAGACACCACUUCACGCUGCUAUUCGCGCUUGCGGACCCGCCAGGGAUGGGGAUGACGAUCUGAAAGCCGAGGAGGCUAAAGAGACGAUAUACGAACUCUUUCUCAAGGGCGCAAUAUGGAACGACGUCGACUCCAACAAUGAGACACCCGGUUGUCUUGCCCAGCGUCUAGGCCAGAGUGAGCUCUACAGAACCUGUGUUGAGGCUGGUGUGCGCGCUGAGCUGUUAUUUGGCCUCUUGGACGGAUACGAGCAGCUGUCUUCUGGCUCCGAGAUGGACGAAGAUGAGGAAGUUGAGGCUACCAAUGGCGAGAGUGGCGCUCAAGAGGAGGGAGCGUCUGAAGCAGCUGUCGAGCCCACCCUCGAAACGGAAGGCGAGAAAAAGUUUGUGCCGCCGACUGUCGCUGACCCCAACGUCACAUCGGAGGAAUACCUCCAGUCAAACCUAACCUACUCAGAAGGCAAGCUUGUAGAUGACGGCGGCAACGGCGUUAUGAUGGCCUGGGAGACGGAAAUCAUGCGCAAGAGUGUCGACGCAGUCCUACCUCAACUGGCCGCCGGCAAGCGUAUCCUCAAUGUCGGUUUCGGCAUGGGCAUCAUCGACGCCAUGUUCGCUGAGACACACCCUUCAAGGCACCACGUCAUUGAGGCACACCCCGAGGUGCUUGAACAUAUUGACAAGCCCGACUCUAAGUUCGGUGCAGCAUGGGAGGCGAGCGGCCCUGAAGAGGGGGCAUAUAAAAUCCACAGAGGACGAUGGCAGGAUAUCGUACCAAAACUACUUGAGCAAGGCGAGGUAUACGAUGCUAUUUACUUCGACACGUUUGGUGAAGAUUACGGCCAGUUGAAUAUGUUCUUCACGGAGUACAUCCCUGGCUUAAUGGACGAACAGGGCCGUUUCAGUUUCUUCAACGGCCUGGGAGCUGAUCGAAGGGUAUGUUACGAUGUCUACACCAAAGUCGUUGAAAUGCACAUGGCCGAUGCUGGACUGGAUGUUGAGUGGGACGAGAUGGACGUGGAUAUGAAGGGUCUUGAAGAGGCAGGUAAGGGUGAGUGGGAAGGUGUGAAGCGCCGGUAUUGGACUUUAGACAAGUACCGCCUGCCAACUUGCACAUUCCUGGGCUGA